Messenger RNA from Phytophthora infestans T30-4, 942 nucleotides. RefSeq lists its product as uncharacterized. The transcript has 2 exons. The record is from RefSeq and is a predicted model, not a curated record. Bases 1 to 942 code for a protein of 313 amino acids. NCBI's taxonomy places the organism in Eukaryota, Oomycota, Peronosporomycetes, Peronosporales, Peronosporaceae.
AUGAAUGGUGCGCUGCGGCGGACAAGUGAGGGCUUUCGAGACACCGUACUGGACCUCUAUGCUGCCUCGAAGGUGUUUGCCAUCCACCUCAUCACGUUCGAAGGGCUAUUUGUGGUGCUUUUUUCGGUGGCCACUACGUCGCUCUACUAUUUCCUUGGCGAGAGCAGCACAGGCCCGAGUUUUGGCGCCAACAUCUCGUGGACCAUCGUGUCUUUCGCUGUGGUGUCGCCCAUGAUCAUGCAGAUCAGACAAGCCUUCACACGACGAGAGCAAGCGCUAGACAUCAUCUCCGAGUCGAGAUCUUUGCUGAAGCUACCACAAGAUCACGUCCAGAAGACCAAGAACUUGUUGGAGGCGCUGCUGCGCGACACAAUGUCGCUGCUGAUCAUGCCCACGUUGACACGUGGCCGACACCGAUUCACAUCACAUGGUCGAAAACUCGCCUCACAAUUUGUUAACCCAGUGAAGCAGUUGCAGCUUCAGAUCGUGAACACAAUCCGUCAACUACAUGACCAAGUGGAAAUCAUGAAAGCGUGCGGUAUGCCUGCAAACGAAGCUUCUCGGAUUAACCAGUAUCACUGGCUACUCCAAGCUCGCAUCGAGAAACUACAGAACAUCAAGUUCUACCGAACCCCGCAAGCUACUCGCUCCUUUACUCGGCUUUUCAUCCUUGUGCUGCCAUUGUUCUAUGGCCCUUACUACGUCUACAUCGCGCGUGGGAACGAGUACCAGGCGACGAACUUUGCUUUCUGCUUGCUUCUCAGCGUGGCGACGAGCUUGUUGAUGACUGGAAUCUUCAACGUGGAGAGAACAAUGGAGGAUCCUUUCGCUGGUGGUGGCAUGGAUGGCGUCCAUGUUCAUGAGGUGUUUCAGCUAACGCAGCAAAUGCUCGACGAGUGCUUUACCGAGAAACAAAUAGGUGAGUCAAGAUUGACACACUGA